AUGGAGAAACCAAGCUCUAGACGACCUUCAAGCAGCGUCCUCCCUUACGAAACGCCAAGGCUCCGAGAUCACUACCUCCUCGGCAAGAAGCUAGGCCAGGGCCAAUUCGGGACGACCUAUCUCUGCACGGAGAAAUCCUCCUCCGCCAACUACGCCUGCAAAUCGAUCCCCAAGCGCAAGCUCGUGUGCCGCGAGGACUACGAGGAUGUGUGGCGCGAGAUUCAGAUCAUGCACCACCUCUCCGAGCACCCCAACGUGGUUCGGAUCAAGGGGACCUACGAGGACUCCGUGUUCGUGCACAUUGUCAUGGAGGUCUGCGAAGGCGGGGAGCUUUUCGAUCGGAUCGUUUCCAAAGGGCAUUUCAGCGAGCGUGAGGCUGCGAAGCUGAUUAAGACGAUUCUUGGCGUGGUGGAGGCGUGUCAUUCGCUUGGUGUGAUGCAUAGAGAUCUCAAGCCUGAGAAUUUCUUGUUUGAUAGUCCCAACGAUGAUGCUAAGCUCAAGGCUACCGAUUUUGGCUUGUCUGUCUUCUACAAGCCAGGGCAGUAUCUGUAUGAUGUAGUGGGGAGUCCGUAUUACGUUGCACCCGAGGUUCUUAAAAAAUGUUAUGGACCAGAGAUAGAUGUGUGGAGCGCUGGUGUUAUCCUCUACAUCUUACUAAGUGGUGUUCCUCCUUUCUGGGCAGAAACCGAGUCAGGAAUCUUUAGACAGAUUUUGCAAGGGAAGUUAGAUUUCAAAUCUGACCCGUGGCCCACUAUCUCAGAAGGUGCCAAAGAUUUGAUUUACAAAAUGCUUGACAGGAGCCCCAAGAAACGCAUCUCUGCACAUGAAGCAUUGUGUCACCCGUGGAUCGUUGAUGAGCAGGCUGCACCAGACAAGCCUCUUGAUCCAGCAGUCUUGUCACGACUAAAGCAGUUCUCACAAAUGAACAAGAUUAAGAAAAUGGCCUUAAGGGUCAUCGCUGAGAGGCUCUCGGAGGAAGAAAUUGGUGGUCUGAAGGAACUGUUCAAGAUGAUAGAUACAGACAACAGUGGAACAAUCACCUUUGAAGAGCUUAAAGCUGGCCUGAAGAGAGUCGGAUCUGAACUAAUGGAAUCAGAAAUCAAGUCUCUUAUGGAUGCGGCGGAUAUAGAUAACAGUGGGACGAUAGACUAUGGUGAGUUUCUAGCAGCGACAUUACACAUGAACAAGAUGGAGAGAGAGGAGAAUCUGGUGGUUGCGUUUUCAUACUUUGAUAAAGACGGUAGCGGUUAUAUCACCAUUGAUGAGCUUCAACAAGCCUGCACUGAGUUUGGUCUCUGUGACACUCCUCUUGAUGACAUGAUCAAGGAGAUUGAUCUUGACAACGAUGGGAGGAUUGAUUUCUCAGAAUUUACUGCUAUGAUGAAGAAAGGAGAUGGAGUUGGGAGGAGCAGAACCAUGAUGAAAAACUUGAACUUCAAUAUAGCUGAUGCUUUUGGGGUUGAGGAAACUAGCACUGCUGAAACUGAUGACAAACCAAACUAA
This is a messenger RNA of Brassica napus (rape), 1503 nucleotides long. RefSeq names its product calcium-dependent protein kinase 4. Gene Ontology annotation, molecular function: ATP binding; calmodulin binding; calcium/calmodulin-dependent protein kinase activity. Gene Ontology annotation, biological process: protein autophosphorylation; intracellular signal transduction; peptidyl-serine phosphorylation. Gene Ontology annotation, cellular component: nucleus; cytoplasm. The record is from RefSeq and is marked provisional. NCBI's taxonomy places the organism in Eukaryota, Viridiplantae, Streptophyta, Magnoliopsida, Brassicales, Brassicaceae.